Aspergillus melleus is the source of this 1485-nucleotide messenger RNA. It is a transcript of the gene CDC7, whose product is annotated as serine/threonine protein kinase CDC7. Gene Ontology annotation, cellular component: nucleus. Gene Ontology annotation, molecular function: ATP binding; protein serine/threonine kinase activity. The transcript has 4 exons. The coding region runs from base 1 to 1485 and encodes 494 amino acids. The record is from RefSeq and is a predicted model, not a curated record. Gene Ontology annotation, biological process: protein phosphorylation; mitotic DNA damage checkpoint signaling. Lineage: Eukaryota; Fungi; Ascomycota; Eurotiomycetes; Eurotiales; Aspergillaceae.
AUGUCCGCUCUCCACACGGCACCGGCUGGUUUCUUCGAUCUACAAAGACCCGCUGCUUGGAGGUCAUCACGUCCGUCAACGCGGCCCGGCCACGCGGUUGAAGACGGUGCGGUCACGGACAGCGAUGCCUCGGCAGCACAACCCCGAAACGAAGCCGAUCAUGAGGAGGAAUACGCAGAAGAGGAUAUCGAUGAUUCAGUGAAGGAGGACAUGCAGAAACUUGAAGAUACUUUUCCAGGAAUCUCAGACCGGUUUCGACUGGUCAAUAGGAUUGGAGAAGGGACAUUUUCCACCGUGUAUAAAGCGGAAGAUCUACUAUAUGAUCACUACAGGAAUGACUGGGACAUGUUCCAAGGCAAUCACAAUGACGCUUGGGGCAGUCCACCGCCAAAGAGGCGCCGGUUGGAAGAUGAGAGCGGCCGGUCAUUGCCCCCCAAACGAAGGAGACCUCGAUUCGUGGCUUUGAAAAAGAUCUACGUGACAAGCAGCCCUCUUCGCAUCCAGAACGAACUUGAACUACUGCAUGAUUUACGUGGAUGCCGAUCCGUAUGUCCCUUAAUCACUGCCUUCCGGUACCAAGAUCAGGUCGUCGCCGUCUUGCCCUUUUUCCCUCAUACCGACUUUCGAAUCCAAUACCGUACUUUCCUAGUCUCGGAUAUGCGAGAUUAUUUUAGGUCAUUAUUUACCGCCCUACAUUCGGUUCAUAAACAUAACAUUCUCCAUCGCGACAUAAAACCAACCAACUUUCUCUACAACCCGGAACUCCGAGAAGGUGUUCUAGUUGACUUCGGUCUAGCGGAACGCGAGGGGGCUGAGUAUACUGGCACAUGCCUGUGCGCCAACUCGGGCUAUGUACGCCGCAGUCGCUUCACGCAGAGUUACUAUUACACCCAUUGUUCGCUGAACGCGCCAUCGGCAGGGCAUCCAAAAAAUGACUCCAGGCCGUCAAAACGAGCCAAUCGAGCUGGGACCCGAGGCUUUCGUGCGCCGGAGGUUCUGUUCAAAUGCACCUCUCAAACAACCAAGAUCGACAUGUGGUCCGCCGGGGUCAUCCUUCUAACCUUACUUGGGCGGCGGUUUCCAUUCUUCAACUCGGCUGAUGACGUUGACGCAAUGAUAGAAAUGGCAAGCAUCUUUGGCACGCGUCGUAUGAAAUCGGCAGCCGUCAUGCAUGGCCAAAUCUUCGAAACCAAUAUUCCAACCAUCGGUGAAAAGGGAUACAGUUGGGAGAAGCUCGUAAAGUGGGCUAGUUGUGUAGAAGAACUGACAGAGAGCGAGAAACAGGCCACGCGUCUUCUGGCUGGUCUCAUGGAACUAGAUCCCUACAAACGCAUGAGCGCCAAAGAGGCCCUGCAACACGAGUUCUUCACCCAGCCCAUAAGCCACGACGUACCAUGGGGAGGACACCCCGAAGACAGCGCAGAUACUGGUGAGGAUGGCGAAGGAGAAAGAGAAGAGGAUGCAGACGAGGUGGCUAUGGUUUAG